AUGAUGGAUGCGGAGGGCUGUCCUAGCGGUACUGCGCUCAGCACUCUACCUCAACUCCGGGACUAUCUACAAACAACGGGGACGUGCAAGUGCGGUCUGCCUUGCCCUUUACGACCGGAGACCGCAUUCAGUUUUGAUCCUAAGGUGUUGAGCAAGCAGUAUCAGGUGGCUUCGGGGCCGGAGCUGACCAAGUUGUGCAAUCAUAAACGGAAACUUUUGGCGACUCUGCAAGCCCGCACUCAGUCUCCCGUCACGCCGCCACCGCUCAACUUAGAACAAAAGAAAGGUGCAGAAGUAGCAGCUAAAAAGAAAAUGAAGAAAAGGCCAGGGUUUAUAUCGAAUAUAAACGUUUCCCCUUUAAUGGUGCAAAAGGAUAAGCCCCUCGGUGACUUUAAGAAUCAAGAAAUCGAGUCUAAACGAACGGUGUCUCCGGGAAUAAUGGUACAACGCCCCAAUAUGCAAUCUUGUCCACCAGGAUAUCUAGUGCAACAGAACAUGUUAAAUAUGGCUCAAGAGAACGAAGUUAAACACGAGACGCUCAUUCAGAGAAGUUCACACUAUCUGACCGUCAACAAUGGCUGGAUAACACACCAGCCAGAAAACAUAGACGGACAGAAACAGAAUCAGGCUGCACAAAAUUCUGUUAAUGCCUCCCUAAAUGUAGGUCUGCCAGUGCUAGGGACUAAUGGACAAAUAAUUGGAGUGAAUACAGGGUAUAAUAAACAGACAAAUAAUCAAAAAAACGUUAUAGGCCUCCAGUCGCAGAAUGUUAUGGAACAAGAUCGUAAAGAAGAAAAGAAAGAUCUGCACCCGAAUUUGCAAUCAGUCAGGCAACAGAAUAAAGAAGAGGAGUCCCAAAUAUUUUGUGGUCUGAAUCAAGCACUGACCCCAGAAGUAAUGCAAAAGAUAAAUGAACAGCAGCA
This is a messenger RNA of Parnassius apollo (apollo), 923 nucleotides long. The record is from the annotation of a GenBank genome assembly. NCBI's taxonomy places the organism in Eukaryota, Metazoa, Arthropoda, Insecta, Lepidoptera, Papilionidae.